GUGUGUCUCUCAGUGUGUUGCCCAUGUAUCUGGGUGAGAUCUCUCCUCGGCAGGUGCGUGGGUCCAUCGGUCAGUUUCACGCCAUCUUCAUCUGUCUGGGUGUCUUCAUCGGUCAGGUGUUGGGGCUGCCGGAGAUAUUCGGACAGGAGAACAGGUGGAACUUCCUGUUUGCGUUCCUGGCGGUUCCUGCGCUGCUGCAGCUCUGCGUUCUGCCCUUUCUGCCCGAGAGCCCCAGAUUCCUGCUGAUGGAGCGACGAGACGAGGCCGGAGCAGAGAAAGCGUUCCAGGCGUUUCUGGGCCGCACAGACGUGAGCGCUGAACUAGAGGAGGUUCAUGCUGAGAGUCGAGCACAGAACACACAGCAGACGGCGUCAGUGCUGGAGCUCUUCCGCACACACACACUCCGCUGGCAGCUGAUCACCGUCAUCACCGUCAUGAGCUGCUAUCAGCUGUGUGGACUGAAUGCUAUCUGGUAUUACACUAACGGGAUCUUCGAGGAGGCCGGCUUCGAGAAAACACUGAUCCCCUACAUCACACUGAGCACCGGCGGCAUCGAGACACUGGCGGCCAUCAUAUCAGUGGUGUCCCGUUUGUGUUGACUGGAGAGCUGUUUGAGCAGAAGUAUCGUCCGGCUGCAUUCAUGAUCGCAGGAAUCGUCAACUGGCUCUCAAACUUCGCUGUGGGACUCCUGUUCCCCUUCAUACAGGAGGCGCUGCAGACGUUCGCGUUCCUGCUGUUUGUGGUGGUCUGUGCCGCCGGUGCGGUUUACCUGCUCAUCGUCCUGCCGGAAACCAAGAACAAGACCUUUGUGGAGAUCAGCCGGAGCUUCGGGAAGAUCAACGGCGUGCAGGAGCAGACUCUGGAGCGCGAGAUGAAGAACGUGCUGGACUGCGAGACCGCCAACGGGCUGAAGGGUGGAGGCGUGGAGGCGGAGAGCAGCUUCUGAAUGGAGUUCAGAUCCUGCAGGCAGAAGAUCAUGAUCUGAGCACACAAGCUGACCUGCCGGACGUGAGUCAGCUCAGUGUUGUGUGUUGUGUGUUGUGUGUAUGCAGCGUCAGCACACUCAACAUUAACUCAGCUAUACUAUAUGACAGAAAUACAGCCAAUCAGAGGCUUGCUCUAUUCUGAUUGGCUUACUUGAUCAUACUGUAACUCUGGGCUUAUGUUGAGUCGAUGCUGCACAAGAACCUCAGCACAGAUGAGACACACUCAGCAGCUCAUUUCAUCUGCUCAAAACAUGAUCAUUGCUCCAUACUUUAGAAGGGUGGAGGCAGAGAGGUGGAGAUCUGCUCCUGAAGAUGCUGUUAAAGCUGAAUCUCCUGCUACGCAGACACACACACACACACACACACACCUGAACACACUCACUGGAGGAGCAACAUGACCGAUUCAUCAGCCCAAAGACGAAGCUGACCCACAGCAGGAUCUGCACUGUACACACACUUUUGUGUUCUGUGUGACAAUUUGAGUCAUGCAAAAGCAGUUUUCAGGCAUACACUUUACUGAAUAUCUUCAUGGAGCAUCGUCUAAACUCAAUAUUCUAAUCAAUUUUAGCAUUAAAGAAUUAUUUAGCAUUUUGAUCCAUACAGUGAGUUUUUAGAUAUCACCAAAAUAUACCAGAGAACAGAAAACACCAUCACAUGAGAAUCAACGACAGAUGCAUCUGCUCCAAUAUAUCAGCCAGAUUAUAUAUAGAUAUAUAAAUGAAUAAGAUAUCUGUGUGUUCAUUAAAUAGAAUUACUUUGAACAUAAUAAAUAGAUUAAUCUUAAACUAUAAUUACAUAUUUAUAAUCAUUUUGCUUUUCCAGUAGGUGUGUCUAUUUAAGAAUAUUUCAAAUUUUGUACUUGAAAUAAAAACAUAAACAAAAGAACAAAGAAACAUUA
Danio rerio (zebrafish) is the source of this 1884-nucleotide messenger RNA. NCBI's taxonomy places the organism in Eukaryota, Metazoa, Chordata, Actinopteri, Cypriniformes, Danionidae. The record is from RefSeq and is a predicted model, not a curated record.